Molecule: messenger RNA, 3537 nt
Organism: Drosophila serrata
Lineage: Eukaryota; Metazoa; Arthropoda; Insecta; Diptera; Drosophilidae
Gene: thw
Product: chitin-binding domain protein thawb
Cellular component (GO): extracellular region
Molecular function (GO): chitin binding
Source: RefSeq, a predicted model, not a curated record
AUGGAGCAUGGGGCACCAAAGGCAGCACCAUCAGACGAUGCGGCGUCGUCUGGCCGCCUCCACUUCCCCAGCUAUCUGCCGAAUCUGCGAGGCGUCUUUCGCAAUUCCAAUUACAAAAUGCGGUGUACGCAGCUCAGCUUCAUAUGCGCCCUGCUAGUACUAGCAUUCCUGGGCCUAACCAGCGCUGAAUCAAAGUACCGGACUCCUGCUCGGAUAUUGGCCAAACAAACGGGGGCCACUCAAUUCGAGGAGGAGCGGUAUGAGGCGCACACGAACUGCAAUGAGCACAAGCACCACCUGAAGAAGCGCGCCUCGGAUGAGGAUGUGGAUUACGAGGUGUACCAGGGAGUAGUGGGACGGCCUGGCAUAGAUUUUCCCAUCUAUCCACGCAUUCCCAAGACCUCCUUCAGCUGUCGCUCCUAUGGAAAUGGUUACUUUGCCGACAUGGAAACGGAUUGUCAGGUCUUCCACAUCUGCGAAGAGGGCCGCAAGAUUUCCUUCCUAUGUCCAAAUGGCACAAUCUUCCAGCAGAGCGAGCUCACCUGCGACUGGUGGUUCAAAGUGAACUGUCUGGGUUCCUCGGGUUACUAUGCGGAAAGUGCAGAGAUCUUGAACAAGCAGCGAGUGCAUCGCGUUCGUCCCUCGGUUCCUGUUCAGGGCUUCAACAUUGUGGGCGGUGGUCUGAACAUUAAGCCCAAGGUUACUCCUGUUGCUGGUCAGGCGAGAUCUGGACCUCGUUCCAAUCCCGACAGACGUAUCGAUUCCACAGAGGAUGUACCCGCCUCCGUGGAGAGCGUGGAUUUUGAUGAUGUUUCCGGAGAGAAGCGAAAGGUUCUGCCCAGCAUCGAUAACAACAAUAAUGACCAUGAGACACAGAUCACAGCUGAAAGUUCCUCCUUUGUCAGUGGCUCUGGAAAGCGAAGGGCCAACAAGGAGCAAGGUAAUCCCAGUCGCAACAGCAACGACGACCUGACUGUAUUGAAACCCUCACGCCAAAGAACUCCGGCUGCCUCCCAGGAGAGAGGUGUCUCCACCGAGAGAGCCAGGAAUGGCCAGAGGGGUCAGCAUCGUUACAGUGGCAGCGAGGAGCACAGCAAGGAGAAGGAGAAGUCAGCUCCCGUUCAGCCCAAGGAGAAGCCCACUUCCAUCCAGCUUAAGGAGAAACCCGAAUUUUUUGAGGCUCACUCCACCAGAUCUGUGCAGCAGACCACGCCACACUACACCGGCGGAGGCUUCUCCACUGUCCGUCGCCUGGAGCCCAGCAAAUCCACGCCAUUCUACACGCCCACAGUGCCCAGCUUGGUGAAGUCCAAGAGCACGGAGGGAAAGCUGAACUACAUCAAGGGUGGCCAUGUGGCAACGACACCUAAUCCUAACCGCUUUGGAGGAGCCAGUUCAGGUAUCUUCCUGGAGUCAUCGGCGGCGCCUAAGGUCAAGCCUACUGCUAGUGCCAGUAUCGAACUGGACAGCACCUAUAAGCCAGUGAUUAUUGGCAUGAGGCACCACUACGAUGUGGCCAGUUCCGGCGAAUACCGUCCGCCCGCCAAGUCCAGUGAGAGUCGCGACUAUUUGCCAACUACUCCACCUCCAUCGGCGACCAGCAGCGGACCCACCUAUCUGCCCAAGAGCGGCAAGUCUCCUAGGGGCAAUGCGGCAGGCGCUGCCGGAGAAGAUGUCCUUUUGUUCGCACCCAAUCCCGUGAAGGAGGAAUCGGUCUAUCGCAAUGUGCAGGAAAUGCUGAAGACCAUGAACCUGCUGAAGGAUCAGUUUGAGGACGUGGAAUUGAAUGCUGCGGCAGCAGCUCCGGCCCGAGUUGGCCUGGAGAUCCCGCCAUCCUCAGGGCCCGAUGCCCUGGUGUCUCUGGCCAAGUACUUUGCUCAGGAACAUAAUGAGACCGGCAAUGCAUUGGGUAAUCCGAAUGUAAAGUCGGAUAAGACGGACAAGAACGGUGUGAAGACCAAACUGUCUGCGAAGCCACCGCUACCGACAAUCAAGCCAUCGGACGCCACUGCCCUGCUCACCACCUCCGAGAAUCCUCCAGCCAUUAGUGAGAAUGCGGAUGACAUUAAGAAGAGCCUGUUGAGUGACACUACUGUCAAGAAGUACAGCAAUCUCUUUGGCCUGAAGGCAGCCCAAGGACGCGGUGCCGGAGAAGGAGACAUAAGUGCUGGACUGCUCUCCAACCCACCGAAUGGAACCCAGAACGAGUCUGGCUCAAAGUACCAACAGUUCCCCCAGAUCGGUAGCACAGGUUCAACGAUUGGUGCUUUGGCAGAGAAGCCAGAGUCUCGCAAGAUCGCUCAGAUCUUCUCCAACGCUCUGUCGAGUUAUUUGGACAACCCAGCUACCUUCCGUGCAGAACUGGCUGCCCGAGCUCGUCCUACGGAGCCCCCAAGCACGCCCAACUUCCGGCCGGUGACCACAACGGAUCCCUCGUUGUUCAGCGAUGGAACGGCCAAGUACUAUCUGCCCACCAAGGGAUUGCCCGAGCAGACCACGCCCACACCCAACAGCAUUGCCGCCGAGAUCAAUCACAAAUUCGACUCCACACCCGCUCCAGAGUACUCCACCACCACCGAGCUAUACGAGGCCAGUACGAAUCGAGGCCAGGAACUGGAGUUCUCGGGGGAGCUGGCGCCACCCAGUCAAGACUCUGGAGAGGAAUUCCUGCAGCAGCAGCAAACUCAGUCGUUUGUCAAGUCCCGUAACGAUCUGCUGAAGGAUGCUAGGCCCCAGAAGCUAGUGACCACUCACAAGCCCACCGAGCACCCGUGGGCUCUUAAAUCGCAGACUGAUUUUCUGGAUCCUCUGACCAUCAACGAUGGUCUGAUGAAGGAGCAACGUACCUCGACCACCAGUACCACGACAACGACAUCGACAACACCCUCACCGUUCGCCUAUAGGGUGACCACACCUACGCCAUCUCGCUAUGAGUGGGAGGACAUCUUCCGGAGCUACGAUAUUCCCAGGGACGCCCUGCCCUCCAGUAGCGGCCUGCAGAGGAUAGCCAACAAGCUAUUUGGAGGACUCAACGAGCAGGAGGCACUGCACUUGCGGAAUGUGAUGGCCAAGGCGGAGCAUGAUCGCCAGGUACUCAGUCUCCUGCUGUUGCUCAUCCAGACCUGUGACGACCACAAUGGAAAGGCGCUGGAACGUAGCAGGAAGCAUCUCCUGAACGCCCUUAUCGACAUUGACAGCAAGACGGCGGCCGGAGGAAAGACCUCCAGGCAGCGACUGACCACCACAACGAAUCGCAUCCCAGUGACCACCUUCCGACGUGGCGGAGCCGCCUCCGGUGGCGAGUACUUCACCAGCACCACUCCGGGAUACACGACGACAACGGAUCUGCCCACCACGACAACAGGGCUGGGGGCAGGCAGUUACGAGGAAACCACCAAGUUCGAGAUCCGCGUCGAGGAGCUCGAGGAGGGCACCACGACAACGGCGCCCCUGCUGGAGGUCAGUUCGGAUCGGCGGGCCCUGGAGCUGCUCAAGUCAUUAUAUUCGCUGGCGUCCAAGUUCAGCAGCAGGCGGUAG